Molecule: messenger RNA, 2835 nt
Organism: Symbiodinium natans
Lineage: Eukaryota; Dinophyceae; Suessiales; Symbiodiniaceae
Source: the annotation of a GenBank genome assembly
AUGCCUGCCAACCUGAAGCAACGCGCUAAGCGUGCGCUGGUGACCUUGUUGCUGGCUCUGGCCGGUGCAUACGGGCUGCAGGUGACCCUCACGCGGGAGUCGACAGAUGUCGAGGUGACGCGGGUCUUCCGGCGAGUGUCCAUCAAGGUGCAUCCCGACAAGGGCGGCGCAGCCGCAGACGCGCAGCGCCUGAAUGCUGCAAGGGAUGCGUGGGUCCAGGCGAGCCAGGGCACAAAGCCGCCAGGCCGACCUGCCCAUGCGCAGGCAGGGCCAGUGUCCGCAAGCAGUGCCGUCACUAACGGGCGCGAAGGCUUGCGCAUUCGCUCCGAGGCGGUGCUCCUGACAUAUCAAAGCUGGCCGGCCGGGGAGGCGCCUGGUGCAUGGCAGAGGUUCUGCGUCUUUGUGGCCGCCUCGGUGACGGCGUGGACUGUCAAGCACUGGGCGGCGACGAUGGAGCAGACCUCCGGCGGCGACUGCCACCUGCACCUCAUGGUCCAAUUCACUUCUGCAGUGGACUGCGGCUCCGCCCGCUUCAUCUUUGAGGGCGUGCGACCCAACGCCAGCCCCAACGACUACCUCGGCGAGGGCGUCUGCCGCAACAAGCUGCAGCAGUCCAUCAACCGCGGCAUGUUCUACGUGUGGGCUGACAAGGUGGGGACGCUGCGCUUGCCUUCCGGCGAGACUUGCGUCGCGGCCAACUACGAGCCAUGCUGGACUGAGGCUCGGCGAACCUACCAGGUCCUGGGAAAAUGGCCAGAAGCACUGUGGAAACAGCGGAAGCUGACAUCGGCCAAGUACGAGCAGUACCUUUUCCUGACGCGGGACGGGGUUCUGGCACGGAAGCGCAACCUGGAUGCAGUUCGCGAGCAUGAGGCCGCCCUGGCUGAGGCCGCCCUCAUCGAGGCCACCACGAAGAGGCUUCGAUCGAACCCAGAGGUGUACCGGGCUUUCCCGGCAGUGCCCGCGGCAGAAGCAUGGUUGGCGACGUUUCGUGAAGAUCGACUACGCUAUCCACUGCUCAUCGUCCACGGGCCCUCCCAGACAGGGAAAACAGAGUGGGUGAAGUCCUUGUUCAAGCGCGCGCUGGAGCUCAAAGUGGGGAGUCUCGACAUCUUCCCAGAGGGGAUGCGCGCCUUUGACAGGGACACCCAUGAUGGCAUCAUCCUGGACGAUGUGAGGGACCUGAAGUUCAUUGCGGAGCACCAGGACAAACUUCAGGGCAAGUACGACACGCGUGUCGAAUUUGCCACGACUCCUGGCGGCACGUGCGCGUACCGGAAGUACCUCUUUGCAGUGCCUGUGGCAGUCACCAUCAACAACAGCACACGGAACCUCGACUUCCUGCGCGCGCAUGACUGGCUCGGCUCCGAGCGCAACCGCGUCCUCGUCCACUUCCCUGACAUCUUGGCACAGGAGCCAGCCAGCACGGUGGCGCAAAAAGAGGCGGCUCGAGUGCCAGAGUCGCAGGUCGCCGUGUGCAUCUCGGGUCCUUUCGCGCUGUGCAUCUUGGGACAUGUGGCUGCGCGAGGCAGUUGGGUGGGCAUGCCGGUGCGUCCUGUGGUUCCUCACGCCUUGACCAUGCAGGGACAUGCAUUGCUAGCGUCGGAAGGUACUGACAGGACCAGCCCACAUGCGUGCCCUCGCAGCUGUCUCGGCACCAUGCCCCUUGUGCAGGAGGUGAGGCACCCACAGUCGCUCAACUUCGCGACUGAGCGCCAGGUUGUGGUGCUGCGGGAGGUGCAUGGCUGCGCGUGGGAGGACAUCCGUUCCCGGGUGCGGAACUUGCGCGGGGAGCGGCCCAGUCUGUCGCUCCUGAAGCGAGUCUACAAGGGCUUCAGCCAGGCAAAGGGGCGGCGACCGUACAAGUACCGGAACUGCGGUCGCCGACCCGUCAAAGCUACCAAGGCCGUGCAGAAGUUCCUGGUGCAGCGCUUGCUCGCCCUGCGCAUGCACUGUGUCUGCACCUCUGGCACCUUGCAGCGAGAACUGCUCGCGAAGCGGGGUGUGCAGCUGGAUGAGUCGGCCAUCCGCAAGGCACUGCGUCGCCAGGGAUACUUCUGGCUACCAAAAGCGCAGAAGCGCAAGUACAGUGCAGAACGCCGGCAGGAGCGCCUCCGCUUUGCCAGGAGCGUGGUGCAGCUCAGUCGGGCCCGCCUGCGAGAGAAGCUGUCCUUCUCCAUGGAUGGGGUCCUGCUGUCGCUACCGCCACGGGAUCCCACGGACCGCCGCAAUUAUUGCGCCCACGGGGAUGGCUACAUGUGGCGGCAGCGCGGGGAGGCUGGAAUGGAGCGGCUGGCUGGACAGAACCCGUACCCGUCACAGGUGCCACGUGCUCGAGCCGUGCCACUCUGGGGUGGGCUGUCAGAAGGGGGCUUCCGCACAGUCGCCUUCCACAAAGCACGCAAGUUCACUGCAGAGGAGUGGUGCCGCGUGGUCCAGACCGGGAAGCUCCAGGCCGCCAUAACAGCGCUGCAGCCAGUGCGGCGACACGGCCCCUGGAAGGUCUUGUGCGACAAUGAGGCCUUCCUGCACACGGCCGCCAGCAGGCAUGCCAUGGCGGCCGAAAACAUCACGCUCUGGCCGGUCCCGGCAUCAUCGCCGGACCUGAACCCUGUGGAGAAGUUCUGGGCGUGGCUGCGAAGGCGCCUCCGCCACCUGGAUCGGGAAGACCUCCGCCGCAAGCGCCCGCCCAUCGGCAUGCUGGCCUUCAAGGCGCGCGUCCGCGCGGUUUUGGCUUCACAGCGUGCCCAAAGGGUGGCCUCGCACAUAGCCGCGGGCUUCAAAAAGACCUGCAAGGAGGUCGUGUCCAAGAAGGGCGGCAUGGCCAGAUCCUAG